This is a messenger RNA of Phytophthora sojae, 1149 nucleotides long. RefSeq lists its product as hypothetical. The record is from RefSeq and is a predicted model, not a curated record. The coding region runs from base 1 to 1149 and encodes 382 amino acids. NCBI's taxonomy places the organism in Eukaryota, Oomycota, Peronosporomycetes, Peronosporales, Peronosporaceae. The transcript has a single exon. Gene Ontology annotation, molecular function: protein binding; 6-phosphogluconolactonase activity.
AUGCGUUUGUCAAGCCUCUUCCUUUACGCCACUACCGCCUUGACCGGUGCCUCUGCCGGUUCGACCCAGCCGAUCCUGUUCGCAGCCACGUACACUACCAACCCCGCGCAGGGCGUCUACACGUACAAGUUCAACACGACGGAUGGAUCCCUGACGCAGUGGGCGAUCACACCGUUCCUCAUCGGGUCUGGAGGGAUCAACCCUUCGUAUCUGCAGGAAUCGACCAAGAAGCUGCACAACGGCAAGCGUCUCAUCUACGGCCUCAACCGCGCAACCGGAGUCGGAUACGUGUCGGCGAUGACGCUGAACGCCAAUGGCACGCUCGAUGUCCUCAACACGCAGCAGAUGCAGGGCGGAUCUCCGGCUCACGUCACGCUGAGUCCUAACGAGGACUUUGUUGCUGUGGCCAACUAUGCCGGCAGCCUCUCGCUCUUCCCGCUGUAUGAGAACGGCACGGUCGCGCCGGAGACGUUCUACGAGGCGUUCCCGAACGGCAGCCACGUCGUGAUGGACAACCAGGCCACGGGUCAUAUCCACAGCACGAGGUGGCUGCCCAACUCGAACCACGUCGUCGCUGCGAACCUGGGCGGUGAUACGCUGCUGGAGUACGAGCUGGACGCGAAGAAUCAGACGCUCAACAGCCUCGACACGGUAUACCGUCCACCUGGAUCGGGACCCCGCCACUCGGCGCUUAGCUCGAAUGGAGACUUCCUGUAUGUUACGAACGAGCUGUCUAACGCCGUUGGAGUGUACAAGAUCAACCAGCAGGAGGCUCUACUAGAGAGUCCAGCCGUUCAGAACAUCUCGACGAUCCCCGCCAACUUCACGACCACGACGACUGCAGCGGACAUUCACCUGUCCAAAAACGGCAAGUUCGUCUACGUGUCGAACCGCGGCCACAACUCGAUCGCCAUUUACGCGAUCAACGAGGCAGAUGGCACGUUGACGUCGCUGGGUUGGGAGAGCACGCGAGGAAGAACACCGCGCGGCUUCACCAUUUACGAAGACUGGCUCAUCGUGGGCAACCAGAACACGAACGACGUGUACGUCUUCAAGGUGGACGAGGUUACGGGGUUGCUGACGUACACGGGCAACUCGUACCAGAUCCCAAGUCCAGUGUGUCUCUAUGUAUCUGAAUACGUUCUUUAG